Molecule: messenger RNA, 536 nt
Organism: Acaulospora morrowiae
Lineage: Eukaryota; Fungi; Glomeromycota; Glomeromycetes; Diversisporales; Acaulosporaceae
Source: the annotation of a GenBank genome assembly
AUGGCGAUGCCAACGAUUAUAAGGUAUUCCGGGAUUAUGAAGAGUACUGUGAAGAAAUCUCAAUAGAAGAGACUUUGACUGAUCCUAUUACAAGUUUAAGUUGGAUUUUGUCGAAUGAGAGAGAUUCCAGCUUAUUUUGGAAUAUUAGAUCUUUCUGGAGAGGAUAUCGAAAUUUUAAAAGUAAUGUAAAUUUGAGUGAUUUGGAACCUGGACAAGAUGAACCGUUGUAUAAAUUAAUGGACAAAAUUACCGAGGUGUUAGCAAAGAAUCUCCAUGACCUAGUUACCAGCAUUGAAAGCUGUGUAAUUGAAGAGAAUAUAAAAGUAAACGCCAUUAGACGACUUAUCAGACUUAGUAAGUUUUUUGCCUAUUCUAUUAUGGCUUUUAAUAAUCUUGGUUAUUUUUUUGAUAGGAAACUUUACAUCGUAUUCGAAAAAUCCGUUAUGAAAUAUUUAUUGAAAAGUCAAGAUUAUAUCAAAACCGACGAACAUCAUUACGUGCCAUGGAUUAUUCUAUUUGCAAAUAAGGUCGCAUAA